Messenger RNA from Amaranthus tricolor (Joseph's coat), 1533 nucleotides. RefSeq names its product disease resistance protein RGA2-like. The transcript is spliced from 6 exons. Lineage: Eukaryota; Viridiplantae; Streptophyta; Magnoliopsida; Caryophyllales; Amaranthaceae. Bases 1 to 1533 code for a protein of 510 amino acids. The record is from RefSeq and is a predicted model, not a curated record.
AUGGCUAAAAACAUUGCCGGGAACGAAUUCUGCAUAAAAAACCCUAUCCACAAUGUGGAUAAAAAAGUUCGGCAUCUAGCGCUUAUGCGAGGUAAAUCUUCACAAUGCUUUUUCACUCACACCCGAAUUCGCUCAUAUCUUUCUGUUGGAAAUUGUUAUGUGAAAGCUGAGAUUAGGCAGUCUUCUUUGGAAGUGUUACUAGAAAAAUGGAAGUACUUAAGGGUACUAGACCUUAGUAACUUGGCUAUAGACGAUGGAAUUUUACCAGAUUUCAUUGAGUUGCCAAAAGAUGUAAACAAGUUAGUUAAUCUUAGGGCAUUGGAUAUAAAGGGUUGUUCUAUGUUGACCCAUAUGCCUAAGGGCAUAGGACAAUUGACUUGCCUUGAGACACUAGGAAGAUUUGUGGUGGGUGGAGUGUGUUUGAGUUGGGAGCAAUUGCAUGAUCAAGUCAACGAACUUAAAGAUCUUAAUAGCCUCAAAGGCGAGCUUGAUAUUGAAAUCUGGAACCCGAUAGACAACGAUAAGGAAGGAGAAAAAUUGAUGGAAAAGAUGCAGCCGCAUUGCAAUCUUAAGGUGCUAGAGUUGAUGGGAGACAAAAGCGUAAUGAGAAUGCUAAGUUGGGGAAGGGGAUGCAAAUUAGUAACCUAUUUCCCGAACCUCGUUACAUUGCGACUUUUUAAGGUUGACAUUGAGCACCUAAUGUGCCUUGGAAAUCUUCGCUACCUGAAAGUCCUUACACUGGAGUCCAUGACAGAAUUGGAAUACAUAGUUGACGAUAUUUCUGUAGCACAAGGAUGUAUAUUAUUUUCCUCCCUUGAACAACUUGAGUUUACUUGGUUACCCAAGUUGAAAGGAUGGAGGAAACUGGUUGGUGAUGAUGGUAGCACCAGUAUGGAAGCAUUAUCGUUUCCUCGAUUGAAGACAUUGAGCAUACUUAGGUGCAAUCGCCUAGAAUCUAAUUUGUUAUGUCUCGUCUUGGAAAGUCUAAGGACUGUUGCUCGAGAAUUGGAGCAUCUCACUUCCUUGAAGCACUUAUGGAUGAUGGAUUGCCCGAAAUUAGAUUUAUCAGACGGAGUAGAGACAAAAAGGAGCUUUUGGCAAUCGCCUUAUUGGUUCUUCCGAUCCUUGAUAUUCCAAAAGGCCUAUUAUCCAAUAUCAUUCUAUAGCUCGCUCCGCACCUUGACAUUGUAUAACCUCCCUCAGGUUGUGGCUCUACCGAAUUGGAUACAAUACUUAGCGGCUUUGCAAACACUUGAAAUAUCUCAGUGCAAAAGACUGCGUUCUCUGUCCUACUGGAUGCCUAAACUCACCUCUCUUGAAGAACUGAGACUCAGAUGGUUGUUCAUCACACCUAAAGGAAAGAUGUCAUGGACUGGAUCGACGUCUCAUCCAACAUAUUCCUUUAAUUCGAAUUUGUCUGAAACCAAGCCCGGCGGAUUUGGAAUUCUGCAUGGUCCAUUAUUGAAUUUCCCUGAUUCUUGUCCUGAGGCAUAUUACUCAAGUCCAUUGUUUACCGUGUCUACUCAAGAAUAG